GAGGGCCGAUCAGUUCAGCUCUGGACGUUCUCAUCGCUGUUUCUUUGUGUUUUUCUUUAAUUCCCGUGUUUUUGCAUUUACAAGAUUUUUUAGAUCGCCCGGGGGUUUAGAAUUCGUAGUGAGACAAUGCCAACGAGGGAGAAAGUAUUGGUCGGUGCUGGAGUGGUUUGGGGGAUCACACUCUGCUGUCUGUUGUUGAGGAGGAAGAUUUUUCCUGGAAAUAUUCUAGGUCUCAUUCCCGUCAUUCUUCAUCGUAAUCACAGAAUGGACAGUGAGAAAGACCAGAAGAACAGUAUUGAGGACGCGAGCCCUUCCCUGAACCAUCAGCCACCCUCUCCGAGUAGUCCUGGUGCCUCCAGCAACUCAGGAAAACAAUGGGUGUCGAAUUUCAUGGCUGGGGCUUCUCCCCCGAAGUUCGUGUCUUUAGAGGAGAUUGUCCAAGCUGCUAAUGGGAUGAAGAACAUGGCAUUGGCCCAUGAGAUUGCUGUUGACAAGAACUUUCAACUCCAGAAGCUAGAGCCGGAGGAGAAUAGCAUUCAGAAACAGGUGAAGGAGGUCAUGCACAAGGCCUUUUGGAAUAUUCUGGCUGGACAAUUGAGUGAGGACCCACCACAGUAUACUCAGGCACUCGUACUACUCAAAGAAAUCCGUGAAUCUUUAGAAGAACUAGUACUCCCUCACCACACGAAAAUUCGCGAAAAUCUCCGAGAAGUCCUCGAUAUUGAUCUCAUAAAGCAGCAAGCAGAGAAAGGAGUCCUAGACUUUCGCAACUACUCCCAGUACGUACUCUCUAUAAUGAGUAAAGUGUGUGCACCAGUGCGAGACGAGAAAAUCCAUGAGCUGGGUGAAUGCACUGACGUUGUGGAGACAUUCAAGGGCAUCAUGGAGACGAUCCAAUUGAUGAGGCUUGACCUCGCCAAUUUCACAAUCUCAAUGAUGAGACCAAACAUUGUUGCCUCGAGUAUCGAGUAUGAAAAAACCAAAUUCGCGGAAUUUCUCAAGGUGACGACUGAUGGCCUCCAAUUCACCAGACUGUGGCUGCUAAAGCAUCUUGACGAGACUAAAGUCAACGCUGCUGGGGCUGAUCCUAAUGGAGUUAAACACGUCACUCAUUAUCUUCUUGCUGAGGCUUAUCUGGAUUUGCUUAACUGGGAUUCUAGUCCUGAGGCUGAGACACUCAUGCUCGAUCAAGGGAGACUCUUAGAGCUCAGAGAUAAGAUAAAUCACCUGUCAAUCAUCGGUUCUAUUCUCCUCGUCUGCGGUAACACCGUCGGCGCACCUGUUCAAGGAGUUGCAGCCUUCAAGAAAGAUAUUAAAGAGCACCUGAAAGUUCUUCUGGACUCUGUUCACUCCAACAAGGCUUUGGAAGAAGUGAUGCCAAAUAUUGUACUUCAAGUCAAAGAAGAUGUGAAAGCUACUUUAGGUCAAGUUGGUGCUUCAGAACUCACUCCAGAAGUUGAAGCCAUUCUUCAGGGACAAAUUUUGGAUCUCGUCAAUGAAGAUCAUAAAAUUCGGCAGCUUCUCAACUUGAGGAUACGACAAUUCCUCCAGAAAAUAAUUCUGAGUCAGACAGCAGUGCCCACUCCAGUACCUCCAGGAUUGUCGUCUCUCCAGGAAGAACUAGCGGCAGUGGCUGCAAGAUUUUUCAUCAUAGUUGCCCACAAUCGCAGCGUCUUCGGAGAUUAUUACCAAGAAAUUGUGGAAACUGAAAUAGCGCGAUUAAAUUCCACUCUGGGAUCAUCAGACAACAUGACUGAUGGCAUGGAUGCUUAGCUCCUAUCAAUAAAGGUCUUCAAAUAGUGCUGACGAUAAAGAAACCAAUCUGGAUAUUCACCAGUUGCAUACGCAAUUAAAUGGCUGCCAGUAGGAUUUAACUGUUCAACUGUGCCCGGCUUUCCUCUGUUUAAAUUACAAAUACAUCUUUUGUAUCACAUUUUAAUGAGAUAAUCACGUAGACGUGAAUGGAUUAAUUUCGACGAAUUAAUAAUUUCCUAUUAAUAUUGGAAAGAGAAUCGAAUUGUGAUAGAUCAUGUAAUUUUUAUGUAAUAGCGUAAUUAAUUAAUGAGUUCAUAACAACUCGAGAAAAAAUUAUGAAAGAUUUGUUCUUUAUUCCAACUUGUGGUUUAGGUUUUUAGUUAAUAAAUAAUUUAAGGCACUUUUA
This is a messenger RNA of Diachasmimorpha longicaudata, 2161 nucleotides long. Its product is annotated as T-complex protein 11-like protein 1. Lineage: Eukaryota; Metazoa; Arthropoda; Insecta; Hymenoptera; Braconidae. The record is from RefSeq and is a predicted model, not a curated record. Gene Ontology annotation, biological process: signal transduction. The transcript has 7 exons. Bases 127 to 1773 code for a protein of 548 amino acids.